Molecule: messenger RNA, 1164 nt
Organism: Carica papaya (papaya)
Lineage: Eukaryota; Viridiplantae; Streptophyta; Magnoliopsida; Brassicales; Caricaceae
Source: RefSeq, a predicted model, not a curated record
AUGGAGAAAGAAUUAAAAGUGAAACCAGCAGGUGUUCGGUCUCCUUUAGCUUGUAUGGAGCUUGCUAUAAUGGCAACUUUCUCCAUUUUGCUGGUGCUGUGUUCAUUUGAAGAUAUAUUUGACCUCAAUUAUUUCAUUUUAUCCUUGAGAGACGAGGUUCGGAUACUGAAAGAGCUGCCUCAAAAAGAGAAAAGGCUCGUUGAAUCAGAAUCGGUGUACUGCAUGUAUCCUAUUAGUUUUGCCAGCAUGAAAUAUUACUAUGACAAGGUUCUUCCUCGCAUAAAGGCCCAUCAAGUCGUGCGUUUCACUCUGGCUGAUGCCAGGCUUGCUAAUAAUGGUCUACCUGAUGAGGUUCAAAAACUGCGGUGUCGAGCAUAUUACAACGCAAUGAGAUUUACACAAGAAAUUGAAGAGAUGGGUCAAAAGAUUGUUAGCAUUCUAAGGCAAAUAGGUCCUUUCUUGGUUCUUCAUCUCAGAUAUGAAAAAGACAUGAUUGCAUUCACAGGUUGCACAGAAGGGUUCACCAAAGAAGAGAGUAAAGAGUUGACAAAGAUGAGAUAUUCAUUCGCAGGAUGGAAACAUUACCCAAUUGAUUCUAAGAGAAGAAGGCAAUUCGGUUCAUGCCCUUUGACUCCGGAGGAAACAGCCCUUUCAUUGCAAGCUCUAGGCAUUGACAGUAACAUGACAAUUUACAUCGCUGCUGGAAAUAUUUAUGCAACCGAAAAGAGAAUGGCAGUACUGAAAUCAGCUUAUCCCAAGAUGCUUAGGAAGGAGACUCUACUGGAACCCUCAGACCUUAAACCCUUCCAGAAUUAUUCAAAUCAGAUGGCAGCAUUGGAUUAUAUAGUGGCGUUGAAAAGUGACAUUUUUGUCCCUACUUUUGGAGGAAAUAUGGCAAGGGCUGUUGAAGGCCAUAGACGAUACUUGGGAUUCAGGAAAACAAUACUUCUGGAUAGGAUGAUUGCAGUGAAUCUGAUAGAUCUUCACCGGAACAGAACACUGAGCUGGAAGGAUCUCUCAGAAAAAAUGAAGGCAGCUCAUGCAGAAAAAAUGGGGCAACCAACAAGAAGAAUAGAGAAACCAAACCAACCAAGAUACGAGGAUUAUUUCUAUUCUAAUCCACAUGAAUGUUUGACGCAACUUGCAGAACCACCUAGCACAUAA